This is a messenger RNA of Triplophysa dalaica, 2194 nucleotides long. It is a transcript of the gene ccn2a, whose product is annotated as cellular communication network factor 2a. Gene Ontology annotation, biological process: cell adhesion; signal transduction. The record is from RefSeq and is a predicted model, not a curated record. Bases 240 to 1277 code for a protein of 345 amino acids. Gene Ontology annotation, cellular component: extracellular matrix; extracellular region. Gene Ontology annotation, molecular function: heparin binding; integrin binding. The transcript is spliced from 5 exons. Lineage: Eukaryota; Metazoa; Chordata; Actinopteri; Cypriniformes; Nemacheilidae.
GCUGCUGGAGAAUCAGAACGCUCUGAGUCCUCCUGAGAGAAGCAACAGUUGCCUGGCUCAGUCUAAACUUCGUACAGAAGCUAAACUUUAGCUUUCACUCGACGCAGACAGAAGGAAUUGGAUUCAAGGCUACACAACGAGAUCGUGUUGAUCAAAAUCUGAAGAGGAGACUCAGUUGGAUCCUGAAAAAGAGAUUUCUUUUUGAUAUAUACUGCUGAAAGACAGAAGAAGAGCUCAAUAUGAUUUCUGGGAUGACUUUGAGAGUGGUUUCUCUGCUGUGCCUGACCUUCCUGAGAUGGGCUACAGCUCAGCAGUGUAGUGGACAAUGCCAGUGCCCCGAUACGCCUCCCCAGUGUCCGCCCGGCGUGAGCCUGGUACUGGACCCCUGUGGAUGCUGCCGAGUGUGUGCCAAGCAGUUGGGCGAGCUGUGCACCGAGCGAGACGUCUGUGACAUUCACAAAGGCCUUAACUGUGACUACGGCUCACCGAGCGGCCGUCGCAUCGGAGUUUGCACAGCAAGAGAAGGUGCCACCUGUGUGUUUAACGGAAUGGUGUAUCGCAACGGCGAGUCCUUCCAGAGCAGCUGUAAAUACCAGUGCACGUGUCUGGACGGCGCCGUGGGUUGCGUGCCACUUUGCGGGAUGGACAUCAGACUGCCCAGUCCUGACUGCCCGAUGCCAAGAAGAGUGAAGGUGCCAGGGAAGUGUUGCGAGGAGUGGGUUUGCGAUUCCCCUCACCAGAACACCUUUGUGGGCUCAGCUCUGGCAGCUUACAGAGAGGAGGAAACAUACGGGCCUGAUCUCUCCAUGAUGAGAGAGAACUGUCUUGUCCAGACAACAGAAUGGAGCGCAUGCUCAAAGACAUGUGGCUUGGGAAUCUCUACCCGCGUCACUAAUGACAACCGGGAUUGUCGUCUGGAGAAGCAGUCUCGCCUCUGCAUGGUUCGCCCCUGCGAGUCACACCUGGAAGAGAAAAUUAGGAAAGGGAAAAAGUGCAUCCGUACCCCUCGUCUCUCCAAGCCCAUGAAGUUCGAGAUUUCCGGCUGCACUACCACCAAGUCCUACAGGCCCAAGUUCUGCGGCGUCUGCACCGACGGUCGCUGCUGCACCCCUCACCGAACCACCACCCUGCCCAUGGAGUUCAAGUGCCCAGACGGCCAAGUCAUGAAGAAGCAGAUGAUGUUCAUCAAGACCUGCGCAUGCCACUACAACUGCCCAGGGGAGAAUGACAUCUUUGAGUCAAUGUAUUACAAGAAGAUGAUCGGCGACAUGGCGUAAGACGACGACUACGACUAGUAGUAGAAAACCGUCCUGAGACUGUCCACUUGAAUCGAACAGAUAUCCAUCUCAUAUCUCAGCACACUUGUUUGUCUUUUUAAGGUUUCUUUCAUUUUACACGUUUUUUGUGUUUGUGUCUAAGAAUAUCAUGUACAUGGACUCAGAUCUAUAUAUGUUUAUUCAUUUUUUAUGGUGGAUGUCUAAGGCUACUUUGCCUUGAAGUGCGGUUGUAAACAGUGGGCAGGGCUUAAAAAAUGACCGGGCUCUGUUCGGACGCCCCUAAAAAAUUACUGCACUAUAGUCCGACUCUGUGACGCCCAGUGUCACUGACUGGCAGAUGACACCAUGCCCCUCCCUUAAAUGGUGGUGGGCGGAUUUAGAAUCUGAGAGCGUAAAGAUUAAGAAGCGAAUGGAUGGCAGCUUUUAACGCCAGAAGAUAAUCGGCUCACCACGCUGAGAGAAGAAGAAAGAUGUAGAAAAGAGAAACUCUUGUGUUUAGUUCAGUGUUUCUAUGUACCAGCUCACAGUUUGAGCUGAACAGACGUGAAGUUUUGCCAAGAACUACGAAGGUUAUAAUAGCACUGAGUGUUUGACCGUCUGGCUCUUCCUGUUGGGAGAACGUCAGUACCCCUGUCAAAAAGACUGGAUGAAUUGUAGCUUCAUUCUUUUUUAUUACAGUAUCUAUUUUUAGAAAGCUGUAAAUAAUGUACAUAUUUUGUACAGCUUAAGUUAAUUUAAAAACAAAGCAUUUUUUUGUCUGCCUUAUUUUCUUGCUUCACUGUUUUAAUGAUAGCUUAUCGUGUUGACUUGACUGUUCUCGUUACAGUUUGUUCAAUAUUUUAUUGAGAAGUGUUACCAAAAGGUUACAUGUUGUCACUUUUGUAGUUUGAAAUAAAAUAUUAUAUUUUUUAUAUAAA